AUGAUUCAUCCACUAGUCCUUCCCCCCAAGUCCUCCCUGCGCCUCCUAGAUGCCCCCUCCCCUCCGCAGCUCGACCUGUGCUUCCCAUCCUCAGCAAGGGAGAUCGUCGUGGCGCGAGGGCCUCGUGUGUUACUGCGGGCCCUCCAUCCCUGUCGAGGGAAGAAGACCCCAAGCAUCCCUGCCGAGGGAAGAAGACCCCAAGCAGCCCUGCCGAGGAAGAAGACCCCAAGCAGCCCUGUGAGGGAAGAAGACCCCAAGCAGCCUGCCGAGGGAAGAAGAACCCCUGAGGGAGAGAAGACCCAAGCAGCCCUGUCGAGGGAAGAAGACAGGCAGCCCGAGGAAGACCCCAGCCCUGGAGGGAAGAAGACCCCAAGCAGCUCCUGCCGAGGGAAGAAGACCCCAAGCAUCCCUGUCGAGGGAAGAAGACCCCAAGCAGCCCUGCUGAGGGAAGAAGACCCCAACAUCCCUGCCGAGGGAAGAAGACCCAAGCAGCCCUGCGAGGGAAGUAAGACCCCAAGCCCUGUCGCAGGGAAGAAGACCCCAAGCAUCCCUGUCGAGGGAAGAAGACCCCAAGCAGCCCUGCCGAGGGAAGAAGACCCCAAGCUGCCGCUGUCGUGGGAAGGAAAAGAAACCCCAAGCAGCCCUGUCGAGGGAAGAAGACCCCCAAGCAGGCCCUGCGGGGAAGAAGACCCCAAGCAGCCCUGUCGAGGGGAAAAAGACCCAAGCAGCCCUAGGGAAGAAGACCCCAAGCAGCCCCCAAGAUCCCUGCCGAGGGAAGAAAGACCCCAAGCAUCCCUGCGAGGAAGAAGACCCCAAGCAUCCCUGUCGAGGGGAAAGAAGACCCCAAGCGCCCUGUCGAGGAAGAAGACCCCAAGCAUCCCUGCCGAGGGAAGAAGACCCCAAGCAGUCCCUGCGAGGAAGAAGACCCCAAGCAUCCCUGCGAGGAAAGAAAGACCCCAAGCAGCCCCUGCCGAGGGUAAGAAGACCCCAAGCAUCCCUGUCGAGGGAAGAAGACCCCAAGCAGCCCUGCUGAGGGAAGAAGACCCCAAGCAUCCCUAUCGAGGGAAGAAGACCCCAAGCAUCCCUGUCGAGGGAAGAAGACCCCAAGCAUCCCUGUCGAGGGAAGAAGACCCCAAGCAUCCCUGCCGAGGGAAGAAGACCCCAAGCAGCCCUGCGGAGGGAAGAAGACCCCAAGCAGCCCUGUCGAGGGAAGAAGACCCCAAGCAGCCCUGCGAGGGACCCCAAGCAUGCCGAGGGAAGAAGACCCCAAGCAGCCCUGUCGAGGGAAGAAAGACCCCAAGCAAGCCCUGUCGAGGGAAGAAGACCCCAAGCAGCCCUGUCGAGGGAAGAAGACCCCAAGCAGCCCUGUCGAGGGAAGAAGACCCCAAGCAGCCCUGUCGAGGGAAGAAGACCCCAAGCAGCCCUGUCGAGGGAAGAAGACCCUGCCGACGUAGCUCCUCAAGCGUCUCCGUCAUCAGCGAGUCCAUCAGAAGCGACGCUCGAGUGGCGACGCGAAAGUUAAAAUAUCAAAGCAGAGACUUCAAAGGAAUCACAACAACAUGGGCAUGUCCGACCCUUCCCUCGCCCGCCUCAUCUUGUUCUAGAGGAAAACUGAGACCCCUUCCAUUAGAAAGCCAAAGAACUGUACCUCCCGUCGCAGAAGACGACCCCUCACACGACCUUGUUUCACCAAGCAUGGCCUUCGGUUGCUGGUUAUAUCAGAUGGGGGACCUGAUCCUUAUCACUUCGGUGGAUAGGUGUAUCGACAAGCGCCCGAGAACAGAGUGCCAUCCAGUGCCGCUCCAGGAUGUGGCCCUCGCGACGCCGGGGUGCCGAGGCGACUAA
Messenger RNA from Penaeus vannamei (Pacific white shrimp), 1845 nucleotides. The record is from RefSeq and is a predicted model, not a curated record. Lineage: Eukaryota; Metazoa; Arthropoda; Malacostraca; Decapoda; Penaeidae.